Cucurbitaria berberidis CBS 394.84 is the source of this 1542-nucleotide messenger RNA. RefSeq names its product GMC oxidoreductase. The record is from RefSeq and is a predicted model, not a curated record. The transcript is spliced from 2 exons. Bases 1 to 1542 code for a protein of 513 amino acids. Gene Ontology annotation, molecular function: oxidoreductase activity, acting on CH-OH group of donors; flavin adenine dinucleotide binding. NCBI's taxonomy places the organism in Eukaryota, Fungi, Ascomycota, Dothideomycetes, Pleosporales, Cucurbitariaceae.
AUGGACUCUUCUUUCGAUUACAUCAUUGUCGGCGGGGGUACGGCGGGCGUUGUUAUUGCUUCGCGCCUUAAGAAAUACCUUCCAGAUUCCAGAAUCGCGCUCGUGGAAGCGGGGCCAAAUGCCGUCGAACACCCGAAAGUUAACGAUGUAUCCGAUCCAACCGCCCUCAUCCAGCUCCUUCAAGAAGGCCUCGUUGUCGACUAUUCCACAACCCCACAAGAUCAUCUUGAUAACCGAGAGAUCAUGAACCCCGCUGGCCGUCUCCUAUCUGGUUCAAGUGGCGUCAACGUAGGGAUGUGGAUGCGUGCUUCGACUGCUGAUCAUGAGGUGUUGGCGAAGAAGGCGGGCCAUCAGAGGUUCACUUUCAACAACAUGCUAAAGUAUAUCAAGAGGCUGGAAACGCAUUUUGAUCUCGAGGCUGACAAGGAUUACUGUGGGUUUGACGGGCUGAUUCACACGGUCGGAGGAAGAAAGUAUCCGCUCAGGGAGAUUUUGCAAAAGAGUGCGGAGAAGCUGGGCCAUCGAUACAAUCCAGAUGCUGCAAAAGGCGACCCAAUUGGACUGGCCGACUUUAAUCAAUGCUUCCGCGCGACGUCAGCCUCAACGGUGACUCGACAACAUAGCGCCAAGGUGUACGAUCUCAGCGGUGUCGAGGUGUUUUGCGAUACGCCAGUGGCUCGAAUAAUCUUCGACGAGUCCAGGCGAGCGACUGGCGUGGAACUACUAUCCGGCGAGAAGCUGUAUGCGAGCAAAGAAGUAAUUGUUUGCUGCGGCGCACAGAAAACGCCUCAGAUUCUUAUGCUCUCUGGAAUCGGCCCUAAAGUCGACCUCACGAAACAUGAUAUCUCGACCAUUGUUGAUGCUCCCUCUGUAGGCCAAAACCUUUUCGACCACUCGAUCCUUUUUCAGUACUACAAGCUCAAAGAGCCGUCAAAGGGGUAUUCUGUUCCCUUUGAAGGAACGGCGAGACCAGAGUAUGGCCAAGGACUGCCAAUUGACUUUUCUCUCAUCGCAAAUAUCGAGGCUGCAAAUCUGAUGCCGCAUCUCGAACAGGACAGCCUCGAUACUAGAUCUGGAGACGCGCUGCAUAUGCUCCCGCUUUCCCGAGGAACUAUAACCCUCAAAUCCGCCGAUCCCAACGAUGGCCCCAUCUGUAAUCCGCGCUUCCUCUCCACCCACACAGAUCGCUACAUCCUGCGCCGUGCCGUGCGCGAGAACAUCAAGUUAGUCGAAACCGAGCCGUUUGCCUCUGAAAUCGAAGGCGAAGCCCCGCCUGCAGACCCAAAGUUUCCCAUAUUAACAAGUCAGAGCAGCGACGAGGAUAUCGACUCGAGGAUCAGGGCUUUUGCUGCAACUGUGUUGCAUCCCAUGGGCACCUGCGCCUUGGGGACGGUGCUAGAUGAUGAGUUUAGGGUGAAUGGAGUAAAGGGCUUGAGGGUGUGCGAUGCGAGUGUGUUCCCUGACCCGAUUGCUGCCAUGCCGAGUGGUACUAUAUACGCGCUGGCGGAGAUGUGCGCGGAGCUUGUUGCUGGGGAUGCGUGA